GUCAUUUGCAUUUGAUAAAGAGAAACGCAAAUUUUUCCAAUGCAUGUUCAAAUAGUUUCAUAAUAAAAAUGUUCAACAAAGGAAAACCAUUGACCAACAGCAAAAACAAAGCUGUGCUUCAAAAUCCACUAAGAAUCGCGAAUAGCAACGACUCGUAGGCAAAACUUAAUCUUGUUGGGUCAUAACGAAGUAUGGAAGAAAUUUUAUCCUUACAUUGUAGUUGGUAUAUCAACAUGAAAGUGAAUGUGCUCCAAUCGUGCUGUUUUAGUUUGCUUUUGUGUCUAUGGUAACAAGAAUUUGAGACAGGACUAUAUAGCGGGGUCGAAUUACUUAUGAAAACCACCUUUCCAUAGUACGUUUUGGAAGAUUUUGAUGUGGAAAGAUAACAGAAAAGAUAAGAUCUGCAACAAGGAUUGUAACAUGGUAAGGUUGAAGAUUGUGGGUUUUUUACCUGAGCUGAUAGUGACAUGGAAUUGGAACAACUAAAAGGAGGAGAAACUCAUGGACAAUCCGGGCAGGAACUGUAAAUUAGGACUAUUUGUGCAGGAAUUGUAUUUGCAAAAAUAUCGCAUUGGUGUUUGAUGGACUAUUACAUCGAUUUCCUUGAAUUGAACUCCCAAUGCAGUGAGCACUUUGGGCUUUUACAGUCGCGAUAUUCUCAGACAUGCCACGUGGGAACAAAGAGCGAGUCGAUUCUGGAUUAGAAUCGGGCGAGAAGUCGCACAACGUUCACUCUGCUAAUUAUAAACACGGAGAAGUAUUGAAAAAGGAGUUACAGUCUUUGAACAGAGAGGAGAAGAAUACAGCAUGCAGCAUAACGAUUGAACAGCGGAUCGUUACGACGAGGUUUCGUAACAGGUUAGCGCGCAGCGUCGAACUUAUGAAACAUCACGAAAAAAUGCGAUCUAGAUUUCAUCACAAGGAGCAGCAGCAGAAUGGAGAAACGAGCAUAGGCAAAAUUAACGCUAUGCAACGGCAAAAUCGAAAUUCUGUAACCAAGGGAAAGCUGAGAGCUCGACCUAGAUCUUCCAACGAUGCCUCAGAUCAAAAAGAAUUCUCGCUUAAACGGUUCACAGAUCUCGGAGCAUUAAAAAACCGUCCGCAAACAGCAGUCGAAGCGCAAUCAAAGCUCUGGAUUAAACGCGCAGAAACUGCAAAAGACCGUGUAGUACGCGCAAAAAGUGCGCCACCUUCUUCUUGGCGAAACUGCGAGGACAUUAUGCGAAAAUUGAAUAGCGGAGGGGGUGGUUUUUACGCGGCAAAUAAAGUGCACAGACCAUUGUCUAGAGCAAAAUUCCACGAGGUUUUUGAUUCGGAUAGUUAUAAAAAAUUUCGGGAAGAGGAACUUAAAAUGCAGGAAGAGGAAGUGUUAUCAUUUAUCGAGUCUGUUAAGGAACUAAAGCUUGUACCAUGGUACCCUGGGCCUGUUGACAAAAAAGACGAGACGUUUCCAAUGGAAACAUCAGAAAUCGAUCGCUCAAAGUUCAAAGGAUUUGUAACAAGAAUAGACAGCUAUUUCUAGUAAUCAAUUUUAAAUGGACAGUAUAGAAAAGGAAAGUGUUAAGGCUCACGCGAAGGAGUGUACUCUAAAACGAACACAAAGGGCUCGGUCCAGAAGCGAGACCGCCCUGUCGAGAUUGCUUCAAGAACACUCCCUUGGGGGAGGGGGUGGAUGGGGGAAGGGGGGUGGAUGGCUGACAUGCCCAUUUUAUAAUUUGAUACCAAGCUCUGAGAACAAUAACUGUCAGGGGCACGGAGUUUAGGGGGCAGGGUGUUUUAUAGAAUAUCCAAGAAAUUCAGCAGUAUUGUUUGUGCAUUAUUUAUGCCCUUUGAAUUAUUUAGUAACAAAGUUUGCCUUCCAAUUAUAAUUCGUUGCAAAAUAGAACUUCCAUAGAGUACCCAGAUGCACAGAAGUUCGGACUGGGGAGUCAAGGGGGCAAAUUCCGAAACUGAAGUAAAAUGCCUAUUUAUAGAAAUGCGAGCAGACUCUACUUGCGCAGUAGAGGAUCGAUAAUGAAAUUGGUGUUUGCGCUCCUCCACUGCACAAGUAAAUUCCGCACGCAGAUUAACUAUUUGUAAUUCGAGGAGGUGCUCCUUUUUAGCCCUCCAUUGUUAUUGGGACUUACGUCCAGAUAGGGGAGUCUUUGUGUUCAUUUCAUUUAGUAGAACUAGUUAUUUUAUUGACAUUUAUUUAGUUAUUUUGUUAAGGCCUAUUUACUAAAUAUCUAGGAUGGAUUGCAACGCAAUGUCUACGUGCCGUGAAUGGGAUUUGGAUCUUUCCAUCACCCUUAAAGAAAUCGUUAGUAGUGUCCCUUGCUUACUUAUAAGCGCACUAGCAUUGGUAUGAAUAAUAUCCCUCACUUACCAAAGUAGAAGCGUUGAAAAUUCUAGCUGGCCUUGGGUUCAUUGUAUUAGUUAUGGCUCAGCGUAGACCUCAAAGUCCGGUCAUUUUGUAAUAACGUAAAUAAGUUAAACAAUGCUAGAUAUUUCAAUAAUUAGUUAUACACACAUUCAAAUGCUUAGGUAAAAAGAUACAAUACCAUCUCUCAGGUAUUUUUAGAUAAAUAUAGUUUUGAGUUUGCGAAAUUAUAGCAGGCAAUUCUAACGAAGUUUUGCAUGUUUUCUGUGGAUGCUUUCUAAAAGCAACUUUAAAACUUGCUAUAUCAUACUUCAAUGAAUAUUUAUGAUAUCUAUCUACUUUAUCGUGUUUCUUAUUCUUUUUGAAAAAUAAGUCACUAAAGCUAUAUUUAUAAUAUGCAACGUUUCAUUGUCAUGUUAACUAAGGUCAACUUUCAAUAUCUUUGACCACAUGUGCCGCACCCCCUCCCCCCCCAACUUUUGAAAUGCAUGCUUAGUCUAUGCAUGCGACACCCACUUAUAAAAAAAAGUUCAGUAAACUUUGCUUUUACUUGCAAUUAUUGCAUAAAGCAUCUUUUAGCACCCACAGUGAAAAAUUAGCUAGAUUUUGUAUGAGAACAACAUAAUUAAAGCUAUAAAAUGUCAUGCAAAUUCUUACGAAAAUAAAACUGUGCGGAAUAGGGUUGGAGAGGGAGGGCCAGUGAUGUAAUCCACGGUGUGCACCUUUAAGCCCAAAACUAAGGGCCCCCAAACACUUGGGCUUUGAGAGGGCCCCCAAGACGUUUCUCAAGAAAAUUUUUUAAUAUAAGUCAUAUAAGCAAUUGUACCUAUGAGUAACCCCUUCUGCUUAGAAGCAGAUGAUGAAACAGUAUAAAAACCACAGCCCUAGGAAUUUCUUGGGGGUAACCGCCCCUUGGCCAAGACCGUUUUGCACGGCUCUGUCCACAACAUUAGUAUUUAUGAUGUAUUGAUUUAUUCAGGGCUUUUUCUAAGAAAAUUUAAAGCUGCACAUUUUUCUUGGAAGCACUGUGUUGAAGGAAUAAUUAUUGGUUCUUAUAAGCAUUUAAAAAAUGUAAUGAUGCGCAGGUAAAGGCAGCUUCUGCUCUAGACCAAUGUCGCAGCCAGGGUUGAAAGAUUGGAGGAGCAAAAGAGGAGUCCGACAGCAGAGGGUCCAGGGCUUUGCCCCCGGGAAUUUCUAAAGAUCGUGAAAGACUUUUCUAUAUCAAGCCUAUAAAGAGGGGAAAUUGUAAACCAUUGAGUAGAGGCACGGACAAGGGUCCCCUGCGAGCGAAGCGAGCAGAAAAUUUUUGCAACCACGCCCUUUAGAUUGGCUUAAAAUAUUGCUUACAGUCUUUUGCUUGCAGUCUUUAAAACAUUUCAAUUUUGUCUGAAAUAUCAACUCUCGCCCCCCUGAGAUCGCCCCCCCCAAAAAAAUUGUGUUCAUGGAGCGACAUUUAAUAGAGAUGUAAAAUUUAAUGCUUUAAAAACUUUAAAAUCAUAUAUUAGGCAGAAACCGAAAAACCGAGUCAAAAUACGGGCAAAACCGCGUAACCGUUAAACCCAUACACCCCCUCUUUAUAUGGUAUAAACAGUGCGAUUGCUAGCUUUUUCGCUCUAGGGAGGUAGUCAGGCCUCGUUUCCCAACAAAGUGAGUGAGACAACCUUCAUCUGAUUACAGGUUUGAAUAUUCGCUGAAAAAGCACCCAUUUUUGAGAUAUAACUUUGUCCAAAAUCGGAUUUUACAACCUCAGCUUGUUUUUAAUUUGUUCUUAGCUUUUGACCAAUUUUGAGGCGUGUGUUCUUAUAAUUAAAAAAAUUUCUCAUAAAAAAGAG
Messenger RNA from Rhopilema esculentum, 4191 nucleotides. RefSeq lists its product as uncharacterized. The record is from RefSeq and is a predicted model, not a curated record. NCBI's taxonomy places the organism in Eukaryota, Metazoa, Cnidaria, Scyphozoa, Rhizostomeae, Rhizostomatidae.